AUGCAUUCAAAAAGUCCCGUUAUAUAUACAACCGAUACAUCAGCCGUUCCAGGGCAAUUUGGUGUUGAUUAUAGUACAUUGAAUUUGCCGAGAACGUCUGUGGUUUAUCCGCCAACUGGCUCACAUGUGCCACCCUCCUCCACCUUUACUCCACACCCUCCUGCACACCGCAUUGCUACAUCAUUGUAUACUGCUCCAGCAUACCAUUCAGAUGGUGGUGGUAUUACACAGUAUUGGACAACAACGACACAAUGGCAAACCAAUUGGCCGAGAGUCCCGAUUAUUUUAUUAGCCAUUGUGCAACUGUUUCUGACAAUCGGUGUUUUUGCAUUGGAAAUUCUUAAUAUUUAUUUUUAUGUCACAGCAUAUAUAUUUGAUGGUUAUGGCAUUACUCUACCAUCGGGAGCAUACGCCUACAAAUUUACAGGAAUAUGGUGUUCCGUUUUCUUCACUAUCACAUGGAUUUCCAUGAUGGCUUUGGGUGAAAUCUUGAAAAAGAAACCCCUUUUCCCCCUGAGAUGUAUUUAA
Didymodactylos carnosus is the source of this 528-nucleotide messenger RNA. The record is from the annotation of a GenBank genome assembly. NCBI's taxonomy places the organism in Eukaryota, Metazoa, Rotifera, Eurotatoria, Philodinida, Philodinidae.